GCCGACGCAGGUACAAUUAGGAGACGGUCAACUAAUGUAGCUGCGAUUUUCCUGCUGACUCCCAUAUGGUCGCCAUAUUCUUUAUUUCGCCUUACGCCAGUGCGACCCCGCUCUAAUUGGCUGGCGUUCGGUUUUCAUGUUUUUUACGAGAAUUCUCAGAAAUUCGCACCGAAAUUUCAUGCGCACUUCCUCAAGCGUUCUCGCAAACAGGUUUCGAAUAACCGGUCAAUAACAUAUCGAUCAAGGGUCUUCCCGCCUUCUCAUAUCAACUUCCAGCUAGAAGCAUGCCAGAUUGUGAAUUCCUUCCCUAGAGGCCGAGAUGAUAAAGAACUUCCCUCUCUGUCAGUGAAUCGCAAUUCGUAGCUGCGACCAUGCCGCCGCGUCGCGUCAAGAUCAAGGGCCUCCCCUCCGCGCGUCCCUCCCCCAUCAGUCCCCUCGCUCGCUCCGCCUCUCUCACCUCCGCCUCCUCCCCCGCCGUCUCCGCCUUUGUCGGCGUCCUCGGUCGCUACCGUCGCCUGCUAUUGGUGCUCAUACUGCUGCUGCUGUCCAACGUCGCAGGGUACUACUACCCGGUGCUCUGGUCGCCAGCGCGCCGUGCGACGCUGCUGGCGACGCGUGCGAAGCUGUCGCACUGGUGGGCGAACGUGUCGCAGCCCCUGCAAUCGCUGGGCAAGGACGCGGAUUACGAGCUGAGGAGAAUCAUUGUCAGCGAUGAACCGCGACCUGAUGAGCAGGGGCUUAGCAGAUCGGACGGUCGACAGCAUCGCGGCGCUAGAUUUCAGCCGUUGGAUUCACCAAGCCCUGUUACCCCUGGGUCUCUUCCAAACCUCUCGCAGGGAGCGGAAGGGCUGGGGUCAGGGGGGCUGGGAACGUGGUUGACACGAGCUGAGGACUCGCAGCACGUUAGAGACAUCCCCGUUACAGUGUACAAGAAAGGGAAAAGAACAGUACCAAAAGAAGUGGCGGGAGGGGAAGCAAGCAGCGGAUUGGAUCGACCAAGAGAGGGAGAGAAAGAGCAGGGAGGGCAGGGAGGGCAGCGAGGAGAGAGAGUGGUGGGUCUAGAGACGAAAGGAGAUGGCGGGAGGAGAGGAGAAGAUGAGUUGAGAGAGGGACAGGAGGGGGAGGUGGGAGGGGCACGGGCGGAUGAUGUACACGUGGAGCAGCUGGAUUGGCAGAGAGAGUACCUGGAGGACGUGGCGAUUAGGGUUUCCAAGGAGAAGAUGUGCAAGGGGAUAUUCCCCAAGGGUCUUGCCAAGGAGGAGGUCGAGGAGAAGAGCAGCCAGCCUAUAUCGCGUCUAUCCCACUUAUCCCGGCCGUCCCAGCGCUCGCUCGUCUUCCUGGCACGCCACGGGCUGGGCAACAGCCUGCGCGGCUUCGUCUCGGCCUUUGUCUUCGCCAGACUAGGGGGCCGGCAGCUGGUGAGGUUGCAUGCGGGCGAGCACCACAAGGUGUACGACCUGCUGUGCCACGCCUUCCACUGCGGCUUCCAUGCCGUCAGAUGGGGGGGUCUGGGGGGGACUGGCGGGGCGGGAGAGGCGGGGGGUGGAGGGGGAGGCGGAGGGAAUGGGACGGAUGAGGGUGGAGGGGAAGGAGAAGGGAUGCUGCUGCCGAUGGAGCUGUACCGGCGGUUCAACGAGAUGCAGCCCAAGUACCUGCUGGAGAGCAUCAAGCGCUUGCCAGCCAUGCGGGAUGCCCUGGCCUCCUCUCACCCCAUCAUCGGGGCUCGCACCGGCUCAUACUUUGACCUCUUCUGGCACCGCAACGACACUCUCAGGGACUGCGUCUAUGCUGCAUUCAGAUGCAGCUCCCUCUGGUGCGUGCAUUCCCGGGCCAUGUAUGCUUUCAUCGGCCAAAGGGGUCCUUCCAAGAAGCUUCUCGCCACCAUCACGUCCAUCCUCCACCGGUCCCCACCUCCCCUUUCUUCAGCUUCGCUCUCCUCUUCCAUUCUUCCUGCUGCUGCUAAUUCUGCGAAUGCUGGUGGUGCUGAUGCUGCUGCUGGUACUGGCAAAGUUGCAACAACCACCGAAGCCACCUCAACCUCCCCUUCAUCCUCCAUUCCCGCUCUCCCUCCGUUCUUCCUCCCACCAUCCAAGAAGGCUGUAGCUUUCUUUGACAUUGCCUUACACGUGCGAACUCGCUCCCUGGCAAUUGAGAAAUCGGUGAAGAGGGAUACUGAGGAGUACCUCAAAGGGGAGUGCGAGGACUGGGACCGAGCCGCAGUGGUUCGGCCGCCGUACCUGCGCACGUGCUUGUGGGCGUGCAUCGGGCAUCUGGUUCGGGAGCUGAAGCCAACCCUGCUGCAGCAGCGGAGGCAGGCGGAAAAACGGCUAAGGAAAGAAGGGUCACAGGAGGGGGAGAAGGGAAGAGGAGAGGCUGGGGGGCGAGAAGGGGAGCAGGAAGGGGUAGGAGAGGAGGACGAGGAGGGAGAUGAUGGAGAUUUGAACAUAUUUUUGGCUACAGAUGAUGUGGAGCAUAGGAUGGAGUUUGUGGCUCUAUUGAAGCCGCACGGAGUGGUGUAUUUCUCAGCCGGCGAUAUCUACCACACGUCUAAGGCCAGCCCUGGCAGCCUCGAUAGAGGCCUCCCCACUAUGGCAGAGUUCUUUAUGAUGAGUAAGUCUCGGGCUAUUAUCGAGGCUGGGCCGUAUAUAAGCACUUUUGCUUAUUUUGCUGCUUUGGCUGGCAAUGGGACACUUGCUGGGGUUAGUACUCAGAAUGGGGGUUGUCAGUUGAGACCUGAACACCUUGCGUGGUAAAUAUGCAACAACGGCUGCAUUUUGUCUGCGAUAUAUCUACGGCAUAUAAUAUAUAAUUGUCUACAUGGCAAAACCA
Molecule: messenger RNA, 2829 nt
Organism: Closterium sp. NIES-67
Lineage: Eukaryota; Viridiplantae; Streptophyta; Zygnematophyceae; Desmidiales; Closteriaceae
Source: the annotation of a GenBank genome assembly